AUGCGACUUUAAUAGUCUCAACCAUUUUAAUUCACAGACAGACGCGUCCGUAAACCACCACUUCUUGGCAACUGAAAUAUGAUAGCGAAGUGCUUAUUUUCUCGCCCUCUUUUCCCCGUUGUGUGAAUCACUCAUGUUGAACAUUUCCGACAGUCCUUGAAUGCAGCACACAGAUAGCGCUGCUCCUCUGCUCCGGCAGCCAGUCUCCACUCCGAGGUGUCCUCUCCAUUGAGUUGCACACGGAGGAGAACCUCUAGACAAGUUUUAACCUGGAAAUAGCGUCCGUGAGUCCGGUGAAAGGCGAAUGUAGUCCGGCUUCUGUUUCGAAAGGCAAAGAAUAGUUUGGGGGAAGAUAGUAGUCUUUAUUCCCCUGAACAGCAAAAGCGACUGACUGAACGCUGCCCGCCAGCCUCGCUGUCCCGGGGGAGCCUUUUUGUUUGGGGUUAACCUAACAGUGAGUGCAACCGUUGGCGCGUUUACCUUCAGUUUGGACAGUGAUUGAAAAAUAUUCUCAAAUACUUUCUGCCUGACGUGUCUGAGUCUGCUGGGUUAAGCUGUGAUGAGGAGGGACUUUAACAGGGGUGAAGCGCCAGACGGAGACAGCGAAAGCUAAGCUCAUCUCCCCAACCAACCAACGGUGGUCAGCGACCACAGCCUCGACCACAAAAACACAGGCUGCUCAUUGCAGUGAGUCAGUAUCAUGGAGGCAGGCAGCGGGGCUGCCGCAGCGGUGGGGAGUGCAGCACUAGGACUGCUGGGAGCCGCAGCUACGUCCAGCCAUGACAUCUUGGACAGGGGCCUGAGGCCUGGACGUCACCCAGAGGAGGACGACAUUGUGCCCGAACUGGCUCACAUUCAUCCCAGAGAGAGACCUGACUGGGAGGAGACCAUCAGUGCCAUGGCGAGGAGCGCAGAGAUCCCCGAGUUGAGGACGGAGCCCCUCAUGCGCUCAUGCAGCAGCAGCACGGCCAGUAUGAAGGUCAAGAAUGUCAAGAAACUUUGCUUCACCAAGGGCCACUUCCCAAAACUGGCAGAGUGCGCUCACUUCCACUACGAAAACGUGGACUUCGGCACAAUUCAGUUGACCCUCGGGGAUGAACAGUGUGAAGUGACGCGGAACGGCUACGAGUCUAAAGAACUGGUGUACUUAGUUCAUAUUUACUGCCAGGGUCGAAGCUGGAUUGUGAAGCGCAGCUAUGAGGAUUUCCGUGUCCUGGACAAGCACCUGCACCUCUGCAUCUACGACCGACGUUUCUCACAGCUGCCUGAGCUGCCUCGAUUAGACAGCCUGACUGAUCAGUCAGAGUCAGUUUCCCAAAUGUUGUUGGCUUACCUCUCCCGGCUCUCAGCCAUCGCUGACAACAAGAUCAACUGUGGGCCUGCCCUCACAUGGAUGGAGGUUGACAAUAAGGGGAAUCAUCUAUUGGUCCAUGAAGAGUCGUCCAUCAAUGUGCCAGCUAUCGCUGCUGCCCACGUCAUCAAGCGCUACAUUGCACAGGCCUCAGACGAGCUGUCCUUUGAGGUUGGCGACAUUGUGUCAGUGAUUGACAUGCCCCCUAAAGAAGACACCACAUGGUGGAGGGGCAAGCAUGGCUUUCAGGUUGGCUUCUUUCCCAGCGAGUGUGUGGAGCUCAUAAAUGAUAAAGUGCCGCAGUCCAUGACCAACUCGGUGCCAAAACCAGCCUCCCCCUGCUCUGGCCUGCAGCCUGCUUCUUGGAGUCUCUUCCCCCCCUACUUGGAGAUGGAGAGUGUAAUACAGGACAAUGCAUGGGUGGCCGACCCGCUAAACCACUACAGCCUAAGUUCAGUUUCUAAGAAGCACGGGAAGCUGAUCACCUUCUUGCGCUCCUUCAUGAAGUCCAGGCCCACCAAGCAGAAGCUGAAGCAGAGGGGCAUCCUGCGGGAGAGGGUGUUCGGCUGCGACCUGGGAGAACACCUCCUCAACUCAGGACAUGAUGUUCCCCAGGUCCUCAAGAGCUGCACCGAGUUCAUCGAGAAGCACGGUGUGGUGGACGGCAUCUACCGCCUCUCUGGAAUCGCCUCAAAUAUCCAGAAAUUGCGGCAUGAGUUUGACUCUGAGCAGAUCCCCGACCUGACCAAAGAUGUUUACAUCCAGGACAUCCACUGUGUUGGCUCGCUGUGCAAGCUCUACUUCAGAGAGCUGCCCAACCCCCUGCUCACCUACCAGCUCUACGAGAAAUUCUCUGAGGCUGUAUCAGCAGCGACAGAUGAAGAACGACUCAUCAAAAUUCAUGAUGUCAUCCAGCAGCUUCCUCCACCGCAUUACAGGACCCUGGAGUUUCUCAUGAGACAUCUCUCCCACCUGGCAGCAUUCAGCUACAUCACCAACAUGCACAGCAAGAACCUGGCCAUCGUCUGGGCCCCCAACCUGCUGAGGUCAAAACAGAUUGAAUCUGCAUGCUUCAGCGGCACAGCAGCCUUCAUGGAAGUCCGAAUCCAGUCAGUGGUGGUGGAGUUCAUUCUUAAUCAUGUGGAUGUUCUCUUCAGCACUAAACUCAGCUCACUAAUACGAGAGGGAGCAGGUCACAACUCAUUGUCACGGCCCAAGUCCCUGCUGGUUUCAUCACCCUCCACUAAACUCCUGAGUCUAGAGGAGGCCCAGGCCAGGACUCAGGCUCAGAUCAACUCUCCAGUUACUGAAGACAGCAAGUACAUCGAGGUGGGCGAAGGUCCUGCUGCCCUGCAGGGCAAGUUCCACACGGUCAUCGAGUUUCCCACUGAAAGGAAGAGGCCUCCUAUUAAAUCCAAGAAGUCUCCUGUGGGUAGUUGGCGUUCCUUCUUCAACCUGGGCAAGUCUUCCUCCAUGUCCAAGCGCAAGCUGCACCGUAACCCCAGUGAGCCCAAUGAACUAAAGGCCAUGGCUCUUGCUGGAGGCAGAGGGGAUACAGCAACAUUAAGAUCCGCAAAGAGUGAAGAGUCAUUGAGUUCCCUGCACAAUGUUGAAGGAGAGUCCAAAGUGUAUCGUCCUCGGCGGCCGCGCUCCAGCAGCGAUGCCCUGUCGGCCUCCUUUAACGGCGAGCUGCUGGACAGUCGGCAGCACUGCAACUCCUAUGACAACCUGGAUGCCACAGAGGACAGCGACGGGGAUGACGGGCCCAUCUGUGUACCUGCUCUCAUCUCACCUCCCCGCUCAGCAGGUGAAGAUGUGGACCUCAGCCCGCCAGACAUUGGCAUGGCCUCCUUGGACUUUGACCCAAUGUCUUUCCAGUGCAGCCUCCCCGACACCUCCUAUGCCUUCCCCCUAGAUGACUCACCAGCUGGGGCUGAGGGCUCCACGUUAAAGAGGAGCCCUGGCAGCGUCUGUGGCAAGACCAAUGGCUCUGACUUCAUCUCUGCCUCCUUCCUGGGCAACUUGACCUCCUCCUUGUUGUCCACAGACUUCAGCCCGGCUGUCAGAGAGAGGAUGGAAAGCAAGAGACUGACCACCUCCUAUUCUUACACUGAUAAACCCACACAGGCUGUGUCACCUAUUAAAUGUGGAAAGGCCACUAGUUUGACACCAUUUGCCACUUCAGAGAUUUUCUCUACAGAGAUGCCUGACAGGAAUACAGCUGGACAGGCUGUCCCUCCACAGCCAUUAUCUCCUCCAUCAGGACCCAAGGACUCUCCUCCCCUGAUGGGCAGCGUGCUGCUAAGGGCAGCCGAGCCGUCGCUAAGUGAGGCUUUCCAAAUGGAGCUGCACACUAAGCUGGCAGCCUCUGACAGCGUGGACAGUCGAGAACUGAAGGGAGAGGACAGUACACAGCAGGCACCAGCAGCCUGCAGCCAAGAGCACCAAGGAGUUGUAGCUCCGGACUCUUCAAAGGACCUCACCCCUCGUUCCCUCAGCUCUUCAGCUGCCACUUCUGCCCCUCCUCCUCCCCCUCCUAAAAACGCUGCCCGCAUGUUGGCCCUGGCCCUCGCUGAGUCUGCCCAGCAGGUCUCCAUACAGUCUAAUUCUCGGUCCUCUGAGCCCCCGACACCAGUGUCCCCUCUGCAGCCACAGGAGGCCUUUGAUUUCCAGGACAUGCCAGGACUACCACUGAUCCCACAGUUCCAGACUUCCUCCGACGAGGGAGCUGGACGAGGAAGUUCCCCGCCACCAAACUUCACUGCUCCAACCGACACCACAGCUUCAUCUUAUCCCUCCACUUCCAGUCCUCCAAUCAAACAGCAGCAGCUAGAGUUAACCAGCACGAUUACCAAGCCGUCAGACAGUGCCAAGUCCUCUACAACUCCAACUGGAACUCAGCCAGAAACAGUUUCCACCCCACCAGGCACUCCACUUCACAAGUGCACCCCCCUCUCCAGUUCAAACAGCCUGGUUUCUCCAACCAGGAAGAGUCCAGACAGGCAGCAGCCUGUUACAGGACAGGUUCCACUCCAUACCAGCUCAACCAGUAGCACUCCAGCCACCACCCCCAGUGGCAGCUGCAAAGACUCUGGAGUCUUACCACCACAGUCUGUUCCUGAGGUCAAACCAGAGGAGACCGCACCGCCCCCAGUCUUCCCAAAACCAUCAGAGCAGCAGCCUCCAACAGCUCAAAAGCCCAAAAAGCAGGCCGCGUCACUGCCCCAGCAUCAAACACAAACACAGCAGACUCAGCAGAGCCAGGCUCAGAUACAGCCUCAUCUUCCAGCACAGCCUCAACCUCAGAUACAGCCUCAUCCGCAGUCACAGCCUCACACGCAAUCUCAGACACAAAUCCAACCCCAACCUCAUCCGCCCUCAAAGGCCAGUGCAAGAGUGGCACCCACCUCUGCUGAGCCCGUUGAGAAGCCUUGGGAGGCCAUAAAGCCGGUUCAGCCCUGCACAGAGUCUGCAAAAUAUCAUGACUCCUACGGUACCCUCCCUCCAACCCCUCCUGUCCGCACCAUUGAGAGCAAACUAGCCACAGCAGCACUCAGCCAAAGUGAAGCUUCCUACCACAUCCUGGCUGAGGGCCCUGCGCCUGGCCAUAUGGAGGAUGCCCUGCCUCACCAUCCUCUUUCCCCCCGUAAAUCCUCCACGCACCAGCCAGCCUACCUGUACCAUGCUAAAGGAGAACCGGUCUUAAUCGAACCUACAGGAGCUGCAUACUACCACCAAAGGCCUGUUCCCCUGGGCCCACAGUCCAUGCCACACCACUACCGACCUGACAGUGUCCCCCCACACCUCUCCUAUGUGUCCAAGUCUGAGCCUCAGAUACCUUACAGUGCCCGGGUAGACAACAGAUACAGCACUUUAGGCCCCAGGUCCUACCACCACUCUAUAAAGUCCAGAGGAAACCCCCGCAGUGUGUACGUAUCUCCAGGGCCGGGGCAUCAGGGUUAUAGCCAUGACAGAACCCACGGCUAUCCCACCAUCCGCAGAGUGCACUCACUCCAUGUUCCUUCCACUAUCCGCUCAGUGCCCAUCCAAAGGACAGAAGUUCCUCCAGACGAUGAAAUGUUCUUUUACCACCGACCUGUGUUUCAGUGCAAAGCCUACCAGCAACCCCCGCAGCAGUCCUCACAAGCCGACUACCAUGUCACUCAGCUGCAGCCUUACUUUGAGAAUGGACGGGUGCAGUAUCGCUACAGUCCCUACUCUGGUUCUAGCCCUUUGGAGGCGCCUUACUAUGACAUUGACCCUUACGGCACAGUCCGAGUCCGACACAUCCACUCCUACGGCAGAGGAGAUCAGGGAGCCGUUGCUGGCCGCCCGGGUGGAAAGGCGACUGGGUACCACUACCUCGCUCGCCAUGUUCUCCCACCUGGGAAGGAGCACAGCUUUGUGAGCAGGGACAUGCCCCCCAGUCAUGGGACCAAGGAAGCUGCUGCUUACCUCGCCUGGGACCCCGAGGAGUCAGAAAGACUCCGCAUGCACUCCAUCCGCAGGGAGAGCAGGGCCAGACAGAAGAUUAAAGGCCCCGUCCUGUCUCAGUAUGACAACGUAGGCCUGUUCGCACCAGCAGAUAUAUCAGGCUAUGAAACCCUGCAUUUGCGCAGUAAAUCUGACCCAGGUAAAGCUGUGCUGGUUGCAGCCGAGAGCAAAGACGGGCGCUACCUCCCCAGACACAUGGUGUCAGACCCUGACGUCCUCAUGUACAUGGAGACUGACAAGCAUGUCCAGGGCAGUCCAAUGGGUGACAAGUCGGACGGGCUUGCCAAGCAAAGCAGUUCCAAGAAAUGCCAAUCCUCUCACUCCCUUCCUGCUACCCUGAGCCACAGUCUCUCCCACCAGCAGGAGAGCGGCCGACACGAGGCCAAGCAUGAGACUGGAGAAGAAAAACUCUGUGGAGACAGCAGCAGGUCCAAACACUGGCAGCAUGAGCACCCCAACAAGAGGAACUUCCAACCACGUUUCGAGUGCCCUGAUCCUGACCAUCACCAGAGUAAAGGUAAAACAUCAAGCAGCUACCACAGUACAGACGACCAGUCAUCAGCUCCCAGGGAACAACUCGCCCGCCCCAAACCAGAGCGUUCACACAGCGUCCGGGAGCAGCAGCAUUACAGCCAGAGCAAACCUGAACUGGACAGAGACUACUCAUAUCAGAAACACAGCACUAAAACAGUGCAGUCCCACUACGACAACUUGGACGAUUACCACCCAGUACCUCAGCCUCAGGCCCCUGUUCAAAAACGUGGAGGCUCCAGCUCCUAUCCUGCCCCAGGAUUCACAGUGAGCCACAACAACAGAGCAUACUCCACAGCACUGGGCCAGGGAGCCUUUAUCCAGACUGACCUGGCCAUCCAGAGGCCAGAGACAGAGAUACGUACAGAAUGAACCAUUUAAGGGGGGAAAUGUGUUUAAAUUAUCUUUAGCUGUGUAGAAGAAAGACUCGUAACGAGCUCCGGUUGAGCAGCCUCUGCAGGACAGUGGACUGUCGUAUCACCAAUAUUUUUGCUCCUCUGUAUUUUUAAUGAAUUGUAAAGAAAAUUGUAAGACUUUUUACAGAAAGUCCUGAAUGUACCUGAAAUUAUUGUCCAAGCAGUCAUAUUGCUGUGAUUGAUUUGAGACAGUAGCCAGUCAUAAAUGUAUAUGAUAUGAAAGACGUAAGGUACUUUUAACAGGAACUACAAAAAUGUAAAAUAUAUAUACUAUAUAUAUAUAUAUGAAUAGAAUCACUAGUAAAAAGGGAUUUUUAGUUGUAUUUUGUUUUUUUUUUAGGUGUGGCGCUGGGUAUGAGCAUCAACUGGGAUUAAGGUUUGCAUUUUAGAAAUGCAUGCACUCUCUAUCUCUUACAGAACAGUUCUGUGUACUUCACUGUUCAUUACGUUCUUUCUGGAUGUUACAGCACAAGUUAUGGAAGGAGGAUGUAUGUGGGUCAUCACGCCCUCCCUCUGCUAAUAUGUACACAAGAAGGCGAUACAGUUUGUCCAUGUUUGUCUUGAAGAAUCUGACUGAGCGUGAGGUUUGAUAAGGAGCUGCAAUGGGUUACUUUCAGUUAAAGGUGCAGUGUGUACAAUUUAGUGGCAUCUAGUGGAACUGACUUGGCAGAAAUGGAAUAUAAUAUUCAUA
This is a messenger RNA of Thunnus maccoyii (southern bluefin tuna), 7483 nucleotides long. RefSeq names its product Rho GTPase activating protein 32b (gene arhgap32b). Gene Ontology annotation, cellular component: cell cortex; nucleoplasm; actin cytoskeleton. The transcript is spliced from 25 exons. Lineage: Eukaryota; Metazoa; Chordata; Actinopteri; Scombriformes; Scombridae. Gene Ontology annotation, biological process: small GTPase-mediated signal transduction. Gene Ontology annotation, molecular function: protein binding; GTPase activator activity; phosphatidylinositol phosphate binding. The record is from RefSeq and is a predicted model, not a curated record. The coding region runs from base 701 to 6748 and encodes 2015 amino acids.